Molecule: messenger RNA, 3337 nt
Organism: Girardinichthys multiradiatus
Lineage: Eukaryota; Metazoa; Chordata; Actinopteri; Cyprinodontiformes; Goodeidae
Gene: tti2
Product: TELO2 interacting protein 2
Exons: 10
Coding region: 125-1936 (603 amino acids)
Cellular component (GO): centrosome; nucleoplasm; cytosol
Source: RefSeq, a predicted model, not a curated record
CUCCGGAACAACAGAGGGCGGUAACGUGCUUCUCUCUCAGCCGGAAGUUGUUACCGGAAGCGCACCGUCGUCCCGCGGAGGCUGAAAGGAGACAGAACCAGAACCGUUGUGUUUCAGCGGAAGGAUGGCUGAUCCCGGGAUGGAGAUUUCAUCUCUUCUUCAUAAGCUUCAUCUCUCCUCCUCCCCCUCUGAUCCCCUCCCUGCAAUCACAGAGCUCCUCUCUCAGCUGCAGAAGAAGCUGAUUGGUGCAGUUCAUAAUUCGUGUGAAAACAGCUCAGUGGUUGGUCAGGUCGAGCAUCUGUUUCAGACUGCAGAUCCUGAUUGGCUGUUCCCUUCUGUAUCAGAUGACCAGGAAACUGAAUGGGUGGAACUUCGGUCAGCAUACAAGUCUGUGAUCAGUACUCUGAUUGGCUGUGCAGCUCUACCAAUCUGCGAGGAUGACUGCAGCUCUUUAGACUCUGCAGCUUAUCAGAGCAUCCCAAGUCGGGCCACAGCUGUAUGCUCUGCCCUCACGGCGCUGCUGGGAAGCUGGGAUGAAGGAUGCGGAGCCAGAAGAGAUAAAACUGGGAUGACUGGGUUGUUGCUUACUGUGGCUCCACCAAUUUUCCUGUUUUCUGUCACACAUUUCCAGGACCAGCCAUGGAGCACCGCCUCUUCCAGGACGGCCGCACGACAUCUUCAUGAGGCGCUGGUGAGGGUGGGUGGCUGGAGAGACUCUGCUCACCUCCUGAUGGGGGACGAGUACACGGAGGACAGAGGGAUUCUGGGCGGAGUCCUCGACAUCCUGCUGCCUCAGCUGACCAAGGAUUCGUGGCAUCGCUGUGAGGCUGUGAAGCUCGUGUUUGUUUGGACUCUCCUGCAGGUGACCCGACCCGUCCUGUCCCCCUUCCUUCCCCGCCUCCUCCCCCCUUCGCUCCUCCUGAAUGACCACUACAGGCCAGACAACUGCAUGCUGGGAGUUGGCUGUGUGCAUCACAUCGUUCUCAACACGCCUGCUGCAGACCUUCGUCAGUUUAACAGAGCAGAGGUUCUGUAUCAAGCUCUGUUUAAACACCUGUACACCAGUGAGGCUGCUGUCAUCCAGCUCGUCCUCUCCUGCCUCCUCGACCUGCUGCUCAUUUUGGAGAAGCCCCCUUCCUCCACCAGCCACAGGAAGCCCUGUCGCCAUGACGACGUGCUGCGUCUGUUCCUGACUCACAUGGAGGUGGAGCACAAGGUGGCGCUGCGGCGUGUCUACGCCUCAGCCCUGCCGCUCUACGUGGAGAGAAUGGGCGUGGCUGUGUGCAGACACCUGCAGCGGGUGGAGAGGGUGGUGCUGGGAUAUCUGGAGGUCAGAGAUCCACCUGAGGAAACAAACCGGCUAAUGAUCCUGGAGGUCCUGCAGAGAACGAUCAAAGUGGCUUGGCCACGCAUGGCGUGUCGCGUUGACGUCCUCCUACGAUGCUUGCUGCGGCUGCUGGUCGACGUCUCCUCGGACUCGAGCGUCGGCGGCCCGGUCCGACAGGAGCUGAUGGAUCAAAGCUCCGCCUCCAUUCGCCUGCUGGACGCCUGUUCAGAGGGGCGCGUUCAGCAGGGGGCAUCACAUCUGACAGGAAGGCGUCAGGAGGUGAGAGAAAGGUGGAAGGAGGUGACAUCAGUGCAGGUCAGCCCUGUGGAAACUACAAAUACUUCAACGAUGGACUACAAACAUGGCUUCAGAAACUGUGCUGCAGGUGUAAUUAAACCACACAGAGGAAAAUCCACAUGCUGGUUUCUCUGUCCAGAACUAGAACCCACAGAACCCCAUCAGUCACAGCUGAUCCGUGUGAAAAAUAAAACAUUUUUUAUUAUUCUGGUGUUUUUCUGCAGUCCUCUGCUUUUUGUUUCAUUCUUAUCCCGACCCGGAAAACAAGUUCCACAUUCUUCCAGGCUUUCCUCAGCUCUGUGGGAACGCUGAUCGAAGGGUCACUUCCUGUUGGUUUUUCACAGUAAAACGCAGAAACGUGAGAAGGUUCACUGACAGUGGUUUAACAUGAACAAACAGCAGUGGUUCUACCUGGAUUAGGUCCUCUUGCUGUGUUACAUACAGGUGUCCUGCUCUCCACCGUCUCUGAAUCAGACACCUUACUGUUGAGGUGGUGUCAGACUGCAGACUGAACAUGGUGAGAUGUUUUAGGAAACGAAGAUGAUGGAAACUCUCAGUAACCUGCAAACCAGAUGAACCUGAAGGCGGCUCCCUCAGGAUUCAUCUCUUGUUGUAGGUCCUUCUUGUUUUUGCUCAGUCUGCAGUAAAACCUGGUUCUGUCCAGAGCUCCUACUGCAGUAAGUAAAGCUUAGUUCUUUGCAGGCUCAGAUGUUUCUUAGUGGUCCAUCUUCUUCAGCUUGGUUGGGAGCAGUUGCCAUACAUGAUGCUUUUAAUUAGAUGUCAUAUGAGUUUAAUUAAGCAUUGAGUAGUACUGUAGCAGCGUGCUUGGAGGUGUCAUUCUGACAGGUUGGAUUCGUCUGCUACCAACAGGUUGAAACCUGGUAAAUCACAUCUUCUCCGAUGUGUGACGUGAAGUUUGAUUCAGAUCUGAUGUUUGGAGAGCUGGAUUUCAGAUGGUUGUGCUGCAACUGGUUUGUUAAAGGGGACAAAUCAUGCAAAGUCCACUUUUUUUAGCUUUUAAAUCCACGUUGUUAUGUACUUAGAGUCUGUAGGAGGGCAGAAAAGUUGAAUUUAGUCUUUCCAGGUGCUGCGGAGAUUUCUUUAUAUUCUGUUUGGGUCGUAUUUUUUUUAUUUUGUUCAGUUUUCUCUCAUCUGUUAUGUUUUUCCAACUGUAACGUCGCAGUAUUUACUGCAGAACAGCUAAACAAGGUCAUGGACUGCUGGCAAAUCAAUUUCACGUAUGCGCCAUAUUUAUUUCUCGCUGCGAUUUUGCAGUCAGGUGUGCUGAAGCUGCGAGUGUUUGAGUAGAAAUGUUGAGUUGUUGCGUGUAGCAUCAGAACCUCUUCAAAGUUCCUGGUAACAUUUUAUUUUCAUGUAAAUGUUCCCACAUCUUCGUCUGCAUGAAGCUCUUCAAGGCCAAGUUCUUCAUCAACCUCCUACAGUAUCAAGAAGGAUUUGACUUCAUCUGAUUAACGGAUCAGUUCCUUCAGUCUAUAGAAACGACGACGCAGCCAGCUGCAAAUAACGCUAAAAUGACAACAAACUUUAUUUUAGUCCUGGCCAUGGUUCUGAUAGCACCGGGUCUUCUGCUAAAGUUAGCGCUGUGUGUUGCUUUUAGCUCCUGGAGGACAGAACCGUACUGCAGCUUUUUAUAUUAUUCUCAUCACAUUAACAGUUUUUAUUGUUUUUGCCAUGUUUGUCUUGUUUCUGUGG